GGCGGGGCGCGCGGGCGCCGGCGCGGGGCUGCCGCCCUACCACCGGCGCGUCGGCAUGGUCCAGGAGCUGCUGCGGAUGGUGCGCCAGGGCCGGAGGGAGGAGGCGGGCACGCUGCUGCAGCACCUGCGCCAGGACCUGGGCAUGGAGUCGACCUCCCUGGACGAUGUCCUGUAUCGCUAUGCCAGCUUCCGGAACCUGGUGGACCCCAUCACUCAUGACCUCAUCAUCAGCCUGGCACGCUACAUCCACUGCCCUAAGCCGGAGGCUGACGUCCUGGGUGCCAUGGAGAAGCUGUGCCGGCAGCUGACAUACCACCUCAGCCCCCACUCCCAGUGCAGGCGGCACCGUGGGCUGGCGAAGAGGAAGCCACAGGCCUGCCUCAAGGCUGUACUGGCUGGGAACCCUCCAGACAACACCGUGGACCUGUCGGGCAUCCCACUGACAUCCCGUGACCUGGAGCGUGUGACCAGCUACCUUCAGCGCUGUGGGGAACAGGUGGACAGCGUGGAGCUGGGCUUCACAGGCCUCACGGAUGACAUGGUCCUGCAGUUACUCCCAGCUCUCAGCACCCUGCCCCGUCUCACCACACUAGCCCUCAACGGCAACAGGCUGACCAGGGCCCUGCUGCGUGACCUUACUGAUACCCUGAAGGACCCCAGCAAGUUCCCCAACGUCACGUGGAUAGAUCUGGGCAACAAUGUGGACAUCUUCUCUUUACCCCAGCCCUUCCUGCUCAGCCUGCGUAAGCGUUCUCCAAAGCAGGGCCACCUACCCACCAUCCUGGAGCUUGGCGAGGGUCCAGGCACUGGAGAGGAGGCCCGGGAAGGGACUGUGGGCCAGGACGCUGGAGGGAGCCCUGUGUCACUUGCCAAAGACCACAAGGGCAAGGCAGCUGUAAGUCAGACAUGACAUGAAGUGGAGAACCCCACCAGAGAAUCUGUGGGGUAGGAUGGCUAAGGCAGGCUCGAGGCUCCUCCCAUGAGAGCUCAGGCUAUUGUGAAAAAUCAGUCUGGGCAGUUCCAACCACAAGCAUACCAUGGUACCUGAGAAGGGAUUUGUGCCCUACUCCCCUUCAGGCCUCUCCCCACUGUAAAUCUCAGCAUAUGCCUUUUGGCUGUUAAGAAGUCAUUCCCAGCUCAGGAGAUGCCAAGAACUCUCAGCUCAGCCCUUGGCCUUCCCCACACUGCAGCCAGGAAGCAUGUGGCCUAGAGAUGUUGGCAGCCAUAAUGGAUAUGCAGAGCAUUCUCCCAGAAAACUAGUCAGGCCCAGGGAUCUUUUCCUUUUUUUGAGGCAAGCUCUCUAUAUAAUUCAGGCUGGCCUUGAACUCACUGCAUGGCCCAGAAUGGCCUCAAACUCUCCGUGAUACUCGGCACACCCAGCAUUUUUUCCAAUUUUCCUCAUUACAUUCACCCUGUCUGUAUCUCAAAUGCAAACAAUAGAUGUUAACUAUGCUCCACUCACAGGGUUUCCUCUUCCUCACUGAAUGAGCCAAGUACCUUUAUGCAGGGCAAGCACGGAAGGCCUACACGUCCACUGGAGGCCUUCCCGAUGAGUUAUCCCCACUCACUCACAGCAUCAUGGAUGCCACUUGGCAGUGGCUAGGGCAGCCCAGAUGCCAUCACAGCAAAGGCUCUGGGAACCCCAAGCCCUGGUAUGGCCUCAUAUCCUCACUGUGCAGCCUGGUGACAAGGCUUGCUUCCUUCUCAGCCAAGACUGACCUACUAGCUGGGUUUCAGACCUUUCACAAAUUCCUCUUCCACUUAGUCCCCGAAAUAGCCCAUACUUUGAACCCAUUCCUAAAACCCACUGGAGGAGGCUCUCAAAAACCAGGACCCUAAAGAUGACCCAAACUCUUGGCGGCCUCACUGUGGGUGCCCUGAGAGCCCCACACAGCAAGUUUUAUCCCUACACCUACCCUUAAACCAAUUCUCCUCAUGGAAAGGCCCUACCAAUUUUUUAAAGCCCUUCUAGGCACAAUCCCUACUCCAGAGAAACUGGGAACCAUUCUUAAACCAGAUUAACUUAUGACUGGGUCAACAAAACUCUCAUGGGCAAGAAAAAUACAGAGAAAAACAGACUGUAGCAAUACUGUCAAGACCUGGUCUCUAACCUCCAGCCACAGUAUUCUACAUUAGGAUAGAAACAAGCUGGAGGCUGGGAAAGUCCUUCCACAGCACUGGCUGAGUGUGGCACAGAGCCACCUCAGCCACAUGCGUCACAGGGCAGUGCAGCAGGGACUGGGAUCAAGUGUGGGUGCCUUAAGUGCUUCAGGAUUUUUGCCCUUGAAGUCUACAGUUAAAAUGGUGAGACUGACCACAAGUUUACAAACUUAAAAGCUAACACUGUUAACACCUACAGUAUUCAAAUUUAACUUUCUCUUCAAAUAUAUAUUUCUAAGAAUCAAUACCAAAGGUGACCCUUUAUUAUAAUAAUAUGUAUGUUGGUUGGGUUUUUUAGUUUUUGUUUUUGGUACCAAAAAUCAAACUCAGUCUUGUGCUUACCAGGCAGGCAUUGUGCUGCUGAGCUACAUCCCUGGCCCCAUACAUUUGCAAGUGUAAAUUUAUCCAAAGACAUAGAAAUUC
Chinchilla lanigera (long-tailed chinchilla) is the source of this 2583-nucleotide messenger RNA. RefSeq names its product leucine rich repeat containing 75A (gene Lrrc75a). The record is from RefSeq and is a predicted model, not a curated record. Lineage: Eukaryota; Metazoa; Chordata; Mammalia; Rodentia; Chinchillidae.